Messenger RNA from Talaromyces atroroseus, 402 nucleotides. RefSeq lists its product as hypothetical. The coding region runs from base 1 to 402 and encodes 133 amino acids. The transcript has 4 exons. Gene Ontology annotation, cellular component: mitochondrion. The record is from RefSeq and is a predicted model, not a curated record. NCBI's taxonomy places the organism in Eukaryota, Fungi, Ascomycota, Eurotiomycetes, Eurotiales, Trichocomaceae.
AUGCUGCCCAAAUCAAUGUUAAGCAUCAGACCAUCCCCACGCUUCCUAACAUCAAUUGCCUCCAAUACACAACCAGUAGCAUCCUCAUCAUCAGCUACAUCAUCCGCCAGUAAUCAAGCAGCAGGACCUAGGAACUCAAGACUGAAAAAACCAGCAUUGACUCUUGAUCAGUUUAUUCAGCGCCAGAGAGUUCUCUCGUUUUGGCGUGAGAUUAUACGUGCUGUGCAUAAAAUUCCACCUUCGUCGACACGUACGGAAAUGAGGGAUUAUGCACGGACUGAAUUUGAUCGGAAUAAAGGCGUGCAGGAUGCUGCGCAUAUCCGGUAUCUUUUGUCUGCUGGAAAAACCGAGUUUGAUACCAUGAGGAGAUAUAUCGAUGAACUCGCGUCGAUGAAUCGGUGA